Molecule: messenger RNA, 1896 nt
Organism: Vicia villosa (hairy vetch)
Lineage: Eukaryota; Viridiplantae; Streptophyta; Magnoliopsida; Fabales; Fabaceae
Exons: 1
Coding region: 1-1896 (631 amino acids)
Source: RefSeq, a predicted model, not a curated record
AUGGAUGUAACCGAACAAAUGCAGAACUUUGUGAAUGGUCUGAAGUUGAAGACUAAGCAACUAAUUGACACAGUUGCCGGUGGUUCAACAAAUUUUAAAACAGCCACGGAGAUAAAGAAGAUCAUAGAUGCUAUUGCAGCAAACGAACAUUUAGAGCUGUAUGACCGCAGUGUUAAUCAACCUGAGGGGUUAGUUGAUUUGAAGCUGUCAAAUCAAGUUGUGAAAAUGGAAGAUCAGAUUGCAGCUGAAGUUGAGCGCAGAUUGAAACAAAUGGCACUUGAAAAGCAAACUGUUGCACAAGUUCAACCAGCUCAGCCGAUUCAAGCGGUAAAUUGUGAAAUAUGUGGAGGACCUCACUUUGCCAUGCAUUGUGUGGUAACAGCACAACAAGUUGAGGAAAUUAAUUUUUUGAAGCAGAACAAUCCCUACGCUAACACUUAUAAUCUGGGGUGGAAAAAUCAUCAGAAUAUUUCCUGGAAAGAUCAACAAGGAAAUGUUCCUGAACAAGGGCCCACUCCAUAUCAAGGUUUACCACAACAACAACAAUAUCGGCCACCACCACAACAACCAUAUCAGCAACCAUAUCAGCAACCUCAACAACAAUUUCAGCAACAAGGGCAAAGAAAAGCAGAUUGGGAGAUUGCCAUUGAAAAAAUGGCCGCUCAAAGCUCUCAAUUCCAAGAAGAAACAAGGAGUAAUUUUCGGAACACAGGUGCAUCGAUUAAGAUUCUUGAAAUUCAGAUGAGUCAAAUAGCACAACAACUAGCAAGUCCUCAACAACCUGGUACUAUACCUAGUUCAACAAUUCCAAAUCCCAAAGAUCACAAUAAUGUGAGUGCCAUAAUCACUAGAAGUGGUAAAGCAAAAGAAGCUAUGAAGGAAAGUGCCGAAGGAGAAGAGCCAUUAUUGGAAGUUGAUCUAGAAAUAAAGGAGAAUGAGGUAGAAGCUGAAGAUUUGGUUGUGUCGGAACCUGUGACGAAAGAGAAGGUGGUUGAGCCAAAACCCACCAUUAAACUUCCUUUCCCUACAAGAAAUAAGAAGAAGGGGCAGCAUGAGAAAAAUUUUGAAAAAUUCUUGGAGAUGUUCAAAAAGCUCGAGUUCAACAUUCCAUUCCUGGAGGCAUUGGAGCGAAAGCCUACAUAUGCCAAAUUCAUGAAGUACAUCAUCUCAAAUAAAAGAACCAUCGAUCGUGACCCUAUUAUUCUAACUGAAACUUGUAGUGCUAUUUUGCAGGGUAUGAAGAUCCAGAUGAAAAAGAAGGACCGAAGUUCCGUGACUAUCCCUUGCACAAUCGGGGAUCGGUCCUUCAAGAAAGCUCUUAUUGAUUUAGGAGUAAGUGUGAGUCUUAUGCCGCUGUCUAUUUACAAAAGGCUAGGAAUUGGUAAAGUGCAAGAUACAAGGAUGACACUCCAAUUUGCUGAUCACUCGGUAAAGAGACCAUACGGGAUAGUUGAAGAUGUGCUUGUAAAGAUUGAUAAGUUUGUGUUCCCGGUGGAUUUUGUCAUCUUAGAGAUGCCGGAGGAUGAAGAGAUUCCGAUAAUUUUGGGAAGACCAUUCUUAGAGACUGGAAGAUGUUUGAUAGAUAUAGAAGAAGGCACAAUGACUCUGAAGGUAUAUGAUGAGGAGUUAAAAAUUGAUGUUCGAAACACCAUGAAGUAUAAGGAUGAUGUUGCAACCAGUCAACAUAUUGAGGUAAUUGAUCAAAUUGUUACUAAUGCACAUGCUUUGAAUUCACAACAAUUACCUUUAGAGAGGGUGUUGAGUCUAUCAAUUUUUGAUGAAACAGAAGUGGUUGACGAAAAAGAGAUGGAAGUAAUAGCAAUGAUGGGAGCGAUACCAACUUUUAAAGGCUCUCGACAAAACCGAUGGGAGGAUCUAAGGCAACCUUUAAUGUAG